Messenger RNA from Mercenaria mercenaria, 5216 nucleotides. RefSeq names its product cilia- and flagella-associated protein 410-like. Gene Ontology annotation, biological process: cytoskeleton organization; mRNA splicing, via spliceosome. Gene Ontology annotation, molecular function: protein binding. The record is from RefSeq and is a predicted model, not a curated record. The transcript has 6 exons. Bases 168 to 812 code for a protein of 214 amino acids. NCBI's taxonomy places the organism in Eukaryota, Metazoa, Mollusca, Bivalvia, Venerida, Veneridae. Gene Ontology annotation, cellular component: U4/U6 x U5 tri-snRNP complex.
UCCAUAGUAACAAAGAUCACGCAUUCGGCAAACGGAAAAAAAAGACAGCAGCAUUAUUUUUACGUAAACGAAUUAUCCAUUAUGACAAAAACACAAAAAUCCAACACACCCGAUACAGAUAAUGAUGAGGGGGAUCAGAGAUAGAUGAUAUCAGCAUUGUACGGCAGAUGCCAAAUCUAGAAAUCUGUAGUGUCAGUGUAAAUGACAUAACAACACUCAGAGACUUUGAAGAGUGUGAAAAUCUGCAGGAACUCUAUAUAAGGAACAACAAAAUACAGAACUUAACAGAUAUUUGCUAUCUGAAAGGAUUGGAGAAGUUGCGUAUAUUGUGGCUGGCAGAUAACCCAUGUGCAAACAGAGAAAAUUACAGAUUGACAGUGAUAAGAAAUUUACCUCAUCUGCAAAAACUUGAUAAUGUUGUUGUAGAGGAUGAGGAAAGAACUGCUGCCAAAGAUCAAGGGGAGGAACUCUCACUGCCUGAUCCAGAUCAAGGGAGUGAACAGAGUGAAGACAAAACAGUAAGCAAUGGGGAGACAACCCCUGCUGGAGAUGCAGAAAGUAAAGAGGCAAAAGCAUUACCAAAAGAUCCAGUCACUUUAAGCUGGGAAGAAACAAAUAAAAUCCGAGAACAACUUGGUUUAAAACCGUUACCCAUAGAGAAAAUUGGUUCCCCAAAAUCGGCACCAACUCAUUCUACAAGGACAAGAAAUGCCCAUGUGUUACAAGCUGUGUUGAUUCUUGUAAAAGAGCUUGACAGAGACAGUCUAGAGAUAGUGGAAACUGCAAUAAGAAAGCGAAUUGAAACUUUAUGAGAUUAUAGUAGCCAGAGAUAGAUAAUCCGAAGUCUAACCAGAUAAGCAUUUAUCAAGGUCAAGGUCUCUCUGUAAUGGCCUUGAUCUUUCCAGUACUUCUGUUGUUAACAUGUGACCUUGUUGUGUAUUAAUACUGUUAACGUUAAGGCUUGGAGUGGAGAUUGACAGUAUGGUAAGUGUUCUAGGAAGGUGUGGUAGGUUGUUUUUUUUACUCGGAAGUUGAUGAUCUUUGCAAAAGAUAUGGUAGAGAUUUUGAAGAAGGAACUGUAGAACUUUUGUGUUAUCUUUACUUGGUACUGUCAGUUAUUGUUCCCAAAUAUUUACAAAGAAAAUGUAAAGUGUGAUAUACAUGUAACUACCUGCCAAUACCUUCAUGCUCAUGAAAAAUAUUUAUAUAUCUUUCAUUAUUAUUUUUUGUAUUCUUUUGAAUGUUUAACAUCAUGGCCUUUUUUCUCAACAUUUUACCAUGUUUAACUGCCUUACCAUUAAAUGUCACCCUACUUCUCUUGAGACAUAUGACUGAUAUAAUGCAAUAAAAAUAAUGGUCUAAAUUACCUGUCUGAAUUUGCUAUGUAGAUGGGCUUGCAUGAUAAUGAAUUUGGGAUUACACAUGAUCAGAAUUCUCAUACAAAUAAUGCCUUUAUUGAGUAAAGUUUUCACAGUUCUGACUACACAUCUUGCUGACAUUAUACCAGUGUAUAAAUAUCAUGUGAAUUAGAAUGUGUUAGCAGAAAUUGUGAACCUGAGAAAUACAAUGUCAUCAGACUGAGGCUUAUAUUAUUUUUCAAAGGCUCGCACCUAGUAUACUGCAUAGGAUACUGUAAAUGCAAAUAUUUUCGCUGGGUCAAAAUUUUGCGAAUUUGAAAUUUUGACCAUGUUUGUGAGGUUAAAUAUUCGUGAAAUUGUAAAAAUGGUAUCAUACUUGAAUUUGAAGUAUAUUAAUACUAAUAGUGAAUAUUAGCGAGGGUUAAUUUUUGCGAGAUGUAGGGCCUCGCGAAUAUAGCAAAAACCCUCGCGAAAAUUUCUGCUUUUACAGUAUUUAUUUUGUUUUAUGGAAGAAUGUGAUGAUGACAAAAUUAGUGAAAAGUGUUAGAAUGUUCCAAAAAUAUAUAGCAAAUGAAUAUUUGAAAACCUAAUGUCUGUUACUAGAGAUAUGUGCUCUUUUUUAGGUGUGUAACAUCAUAAUGUUACAUGGUGAAUAAUAAAAAAAAUUGAAACUGCUGCAGAAUAAGAAUUUAUUUUGAGAUUUAUAAUAUGAUUUGACACUAUUUUGCAAAAGAUCUCUUUUAUUGUCACAUGUUUCCUCCCAGGUUAGUUGGUUUAUUUGACAGAUGAAUGUGUACUGGUAGUCAGUAAAUUUACCCUGUAAUUUUAUUUGAUACAUUAAUUGUUGUUACACUUUUAUUCAACAAACAAAUAUGUUGUAUUUUAUGUUACUGUGAUAUUAAGCAUAUAAGUGUGCAUCAGAUAUAAAGUGUGUUACCUGUGUAAGCUGCCUUAGAGGUUACCUGUAUUAAGCAGACACUUGUAUUAUGCAGCCUGUUAACAAAUUUCCCAUAUUUACUUUUUGUUCUACAUUCUGCCUGCCUUAAACAACCACUUUUCAUUAGCAACCAAAGUUCUGAUUCCCUUAGCUGACAGCUAAAUACGAGUUUGACUAUAUAUGGUUUAAGAGAACAUUCCGAGUAACCUCUUUACCAUUCAUGAACUUUUUAAGAUACUGGUUUACUUCUAAUUUAUGUUUAAAAUGUUUUUCAUUGAAAGGUCCAUUUCAAGAACACAGAAUUUUACCUGCAAUGUUUUAAACAGAAUUUUUCAAAGGGUAAAUAAUCAUCACUCUCAAUUUGCCAUCAUUUUAGGGGUAGUUGUUUAUACAAAGUUUGAUGGAAUUGAUUUAAGAACAAGCUAUUGAAGUUGUGUGAAAUUCAUUUGAUAAGCUGCAGUAUUGGGGUUAGACAUUUCUCAACUGGCACAGAUUCGAUUCGACAUUGUCCACAGGAGGAACCAGGUUAUACCAGGGACCCGUAGUGGACCUCUGUUAUGUAAGAAUGGGGUUAAAAAUAAAAUUCUAUUCCUGCAUUUUUAAUAAACAUGCAGUUGCUUAUAUAUAUUUUUACAUUUUUUACAGUUGAACUUGCCUUAUAUACCUGUAGUAAACAGCCAUCUGUCUCUAGCAGCCAAAUUUUGUGAUUUUCUUGGUUUGCUGCUUAGUAUAGGUUUGAUUGUAUUUCAUUAUUAAAGCUUAAGCUGAGUUAAGCUAAAGAAAUAGGGGAAAAAAAGUAUUAGCCUGCCAUUUUCUCAUUUAAUUAAUUUUCAUCCUAAUAAGUUUCUUAAACGCAAAGAUGCUUUUAAAGCAGUAUGUGAAGAAAACAGCUUCAUUGAUAAAUGAAGUCUCCUUUGAUUAUCAUAAGAUUUAGCGAAAUCUCAUUUUUUGUUCAUUUGAGAGUAUAAUAUAAUAUCUGUAUAUUUAAUAUCAUCUUUGCUUGAACUCAGUUGUGAAGAAAAUCAAAAGACUUUUUAAUCGGAAUCUGUACUUAGAGUUUCUAAUGCAUUGUUAUUGAAUAUGUUAUUUAGCGCAUAAUUAUUAUUAAUAUUAGUAUAGUGUGUUCUUUUUAAAUGGAGGAAAAUAUGUAGUUUGAUACACAUGUUGUGAUUGUAUUUUUCUUGGUUACAUGCAAGUGUUAAAAAUACUAAGGUAGUUAGAUGAACAUUCUAACAUGACUCGAUUUGAUUUCCAGUUAAACAAAGAAGGAGAUCAAGCUCUGUAUAUUCUGCGAUAAACAACAGUUGACGCGCGGACUGGUAAGAGUGCAAGCAGCAUUAUGACGUGAAAUUGCCGCAUGACGUCCGGUUCAUUACUCCUCUGGUUAAUGAAGUCCAGCAUAAUAUCUAUUAAAAUAUUUCAAUGAGCAUGUCAGAAUGAAAACAAUCAAGGCCUUCUUGUGAUUUAUCGUCUACUUUACCACAGUUCAUCGUCCAAAUGCUUUGAUUUCUAUUCCUACACAUCUGAACUCUGAACCAUGGUAAAUUAGGCGAUAAACCACUUGAAGGCCUUAAUUAUUUGUUAAGUAUAAUACGUAUUCUAAAAAUAUGACGAGUUUGGUUGCAACAAAUGUCUCAUUUUAUUUAAAAUUGUUAAAAAUCAAAAAUGUUUACCAUUUUGUUGAUUUUUUUUUUCUGUAGUUAUUAAGGUUCAUAUAAGAUUUUAAUUAAUACAGUUUUGUUCUAGUAUUGAAAAACAGAGUGCCAUUUUCUUGUGACUUGUAUUUGGAAUUUAUACAGUUACUAAAUUCAGUGUUCUUCUUAUUGCUUUUAUUUACAAAGUUAUUAUUAUCUGUAAUUUGUUAGUAUUUUGGUUACAACGAAACACUGCUUGCUCGAGCAGCUAUGAGUUGAGUCCCAGGGCUUACUCGAGCAGCUAUGGGUCUGUGCAAGAGCUGACUCGGGCAGUUGUGGUUGGAGUGCCACAGUUGACUGGGGCAGUUCCAUGUUGUCACCAGCUAUUUAAGUCAAAUUUUGGUUAUCUUGAAUAAAAUGCUUGAUCCCUUGGAAUUCAAGAUUCUGAGUUUCAACUUUUCCUGACAUAAUGAAGGUCCUAUCACCUCUGCACAAGGUAUAGUGUAUUUUUUCUGUACACCAUUAUUUACAUCCAGAUCUGUAUUACUGUAACACGUGAUGACAGGAUGGUUACUGAAUGAUGUGUUUAGUUUGUUACUGCAUUUCUUUUUAUCUAAUGAUUGAAAGUCUUAUUUUCUUAUUGCAGUGUUAGAACUGUUCUAAUGGACUGUUUAUACAAACAUAGUUAUAUUUUAUUAUGUUGUGUGUUCAUAAUGCAUGCAUUUAAUGCAGAUAUAAUACAAUAUUUUAUUUGAAACAGCGUGAACUCUGCUUACAGUGCCUCUUUGUUAUUCAGGAUUAUAUGAGCUGCGCCAUGAGAAAACCAGCACAGUACAUUUGCGACCAGCAUGGAUUUAGACCAGCCUGCGCAUCUGUGCAGUCUGCUCAGGAUUCAUGCUGUUCACUUUCAAACCGUUAGUGAACAGCAUGGAUCCUGACCAGACUGCGCGGAUGCGCAGGCUGGUCUGGAUCCAUGCUGGUCGCAAAUGCAUUAUGUUGGUUUUCUCAUGGUGCGGUUCAAUUAUAUAUUGUAUUGUGUUUCUUUUAUGCCUCUACAGUGUAUUUAUCAAGAUCUAAGAGAUAUUUCUUAUUGUUUUUAUGUUCAUUAAUCAAUUAGCCGUCCAUAAUAAAAUAUUGCAGUAUCAGUCGACCUCAUUUUGAUGAGUGCUUUCAUAGAUGAUAUGGUUACUAUUUUCUUUCCUAUACACAUGUAUAAUUUAUUGUUAAAGUAAUUUUUAUAAUCUUGUGCCAAAAGUGGAGGGAUAUAGUAUUGGCAUCUGUCUGUCU